Molecule: messenger RNA, 2061 nt
Organism: Laccaria bicolor S238N-H82
Lineage: Eukaryota; Fungi; Basidiomycota; Agaricomycetes; Agaricales; Hydnangiaceae
Exons: 6
Coding region: 1-2061 (686 amino acids)
Biological process (GO): DNA replication initiation; DNA replication
Cellular component (GO): nucleus; replication fork protection complex
Molecular function (GO): single-stranded DNA binding; DNA replication origin binding
Source: RefSeq, a predicted model, not a curated record
AUGGAAUCCUCGUCGGGCAGAUUGGAGGAAGAACGUAGAAAGCAAGAGGAACUCAAGAAACAGAUUGCUUUCUUACAAGCUCAGCUAGUUGAGUUGCCUGAUGAUGCACCUGCAGCAAAAGCACCUACGUCGCCCAAGCGAAAGAACCCAGAACCUAUCCUACUGGCUCCGGCAACACCGUCACCGAAGAAGAAACGGAAGCUUGACCAUCCUAAACAAGGCAUGGGUUCUGUGCGACCCGUCUUCGCAAAAACUGAGCGUAAAGACGCGUCGAAGCGGGCACCAGCUGAGGCAGGCUCUAUCGAGAAGCUGUGUAUCAAGCCAGCACCUUCUAAGAUGCUUGACCAACUCGCGACGAUGAGUUCUGCCGUCGAUACCACCCCAGUUGCUGCUGUCAGCCGAACGAAGGGUUUUAAGGAAACGCCCCAUCUGGAGGUGGAUGAACCUUCGGGUCCGAUACGUGACGAACGGCUGGCACUCAUCGAGGACCUCGAACCUGGGCCGUAUGACCACAGGCCACCGAGUGACGACCCAAACUUCGACAAGCUGGAACCACAUUCAGGUAUCAACCUUUCAUCACGUAAAAUAUCACAUGAAGACUUUCAAGACUACCUUCGAGCUCGUUACUAUUUAUCGCCAUCACGCCUUUACUCUGCAGUCCGACUACUCCCAGACAAGCAAGGCUACGACGUUCCUGUUCCAGGGGACUGGGUAACCAUAGCCGUCGUCGCCGAACGUGGACCUAUUAAGUUCACACGUGCACCAGUAACUGUUGGACCCGACGAGGAUGAGGGAAGGAAGGUGAAGGGAAAGGAGAAGCUGCCAGAGAAACCUUCAGGGAAACGUUUUGUGAACAUGAAACUCGUCGACUUUGGGGCUCGGGCACGAUCGUCUUCGUCGGCUACUGGAGGUAAAGCAGUCAUACGUGGAGACGCUUUUCUAUCUUUGUUGUUAUUUGAGUCGGAUGGUUUCGACCUCAUGAGCAAUGAUGACAAGCGGCAAGAGAAGAUUUACAAGGGUGGGAGCAGAGGUGCUUUCGAGAGUAUGGCAAAACUCAAGGAAGGGGAUGUCGUCGCGCUACUCAAUCCCAAGAUCCUCAAACCAUUUCAGAGGUCAGCAGAUACACCACACCCAGUUAACAACAUUUUAGCCGUUACACCGGAAUCUGCAGCGUCCAUUGUGGUAAUCGGACGCUCACGCGAUCUUGGAAUGUGCACCGUCCAGAAACGCGAUGGAAAGGUGUGCGGAAGUUGGUGCGACAAGAGUGUCAGCGAGGUGUGCGAGUACCACGUACAAGCAGCCGUCCAACACAGGCGGGCUGCGCGUCCCGAGUUCUCAGUAGGGACUUCUGGGCUGACGACCUCCACCAAGUCGACUCGGAAACAUGAUUAUGACCCCCUUCGACAGUGGGGUCUCAAACCGGAGGGUGUUUCUAGUGGAGCCACUUACAUUGUUUCUGGGCACGUCGUUAGCGGGUCCAAUAGUGAUUCACGGACUCUAUUUGUGUCAGAAACGAUGGGACGAGAGGGGCAAGCCAAGGCCAAGCGAAAGACUGCUGGGAAAGAUGCGGAUCGAGCUUUGAAGCUGUUACUCGAAAGAGAUAGGGAAGGCAUGAGGGAUGUGAUGAAAGCUCGAGAGUUUUCGGGGAAAGGUAAACUUGGGGGAGAGAAAGGGAAGGGAAAAGAAACCGGCGAAAAGGACGACUCGGUACAAUCUAAAGGCGCAUACUCGGCCAGCGUGAUCAAGUCACUGGGUUUCGAUCCUUCUCUCAAACCAGGAGUACGCCGAGUAGACAACGCGGAAACCCAGAAGAAGUUCGAAGAACUAGAAGCUGUUCGUGUUGCAAGGAAGGUCAUAGAGCUCGGUCGGAGGCCUGGCACCAGAAUACGAUCUGGAGUCGUGGUGCCCAAAUCAGCCAAGGACCACCCGGCGAAGAAACCUUUCGUCAACGCUGACGGACUAUGUGAUCUGGAUGAAAAUGAUGAUGAGCUGCCGGACCAAAUUCUGCCCUCUCAGAAAACAGUGGAAGACGAGAAGAUCAUAGAUCUUGACGACAUUUAA